Messenger RNA from Cylicocyclus nassatus, 592 nucleotides. The record is from the annotation of a GenBank genome assembly. NCBI's taxonomy places the organism in Eukaryota, Metazoa, Nematoda, Chromadorea, Rhabditida, Strongylidae.
CUCAAUGUGCAUUUUCGGAUUCAGCCUUGUGGAUAACCCCCGUUAAUUCAUGUACGAUACAAAAAUUGCUACAAUAGGAUGGCAUGUACUGGAUCCACGUGGCUACUUCGCUAAAGGUUUGGAUAAUAUGCGACUUUUCGGGAAGGGCCCUGUUAAGGACUUCACGUUAUACAAUAAUCCUGAUACACGAAUUGCGGGACAACCAGGUGUGAAUGGAGUUGGCUCAGCCAGGGGACUUGCGCUGCUUCAUCAGUUGACCAUGGACGGCACUUUAUUGUCUAAGGAAAUGAUACAGAAAAUUUCUGAGCCACUGUUUCCCAACGAAUUUGACCACUCUAUUGGAGAGAUACUUAGCAAAGGAUAUGGAUUUAUGUAUACUCGAAGUCCUACAGGUUCCUGGCAAAUUGGACAUAUGGGCGUUGGCGGACAAAUUGUGCGAUUUGAUCCAGAAAACGAUAUCGUGCUCUGCUAUCUCACGAAUGCUUUCAAAGCCGGCAGUUCCGAACACGUCUUCACUUAUAAUCGACUACAAAAGAAAGUUUAUGACAUUAUAAGGAACAAGAAAAUGACCGAAUAAAGAAUUUGUAUCAGA